AUGAAUAAGAUUGGUACAGGCGUUGAGAUAUUUUCAAACCUUGUGGUACGAUUGAAAGUUUGUCAAGCACUAAACAGUAAUGUUGAACAGGUCUAUAAGCAAAGCAUACUUUACUUGCUCUGUAUGUAUGCUAGAUGCUUGUGUAAAUGGUGUGGAAGCAGAGAAAAAAACUGCAAGAGUUCACGGUGUAAAUUAAGUUUUGUUGUGAAUGUGGUAAAGCAAACUGAAGAACAGAUAGGUGAGAAAACGUAA
Clunio marinus is the source of this 252-nucleotide messenger RNA. The record is from the annotation of a GenBank genome assembly. Lineage: Eukaryota; Metazoa; Arthropoda; Insecta; Diptera; Chironomidae.